AUGCCUUUCAAUCCCCAAUUGCUACGGGUCGACGUGCCCGCCUUUCACACAAUCGACACCAGCUCGGUCGAGAACCUCUUCGGCAUGGUACGCCCUCUCCACCUGUUUCGCGCCCACAAUGCAUCAAAGCAAUCUGACUGACGCCCGCCCGCAGUGGUCGCUCUUCUCAAAGGCUUCGCACGCGUUGGAGGACGGCAAACGCCUGGAAAACCUGAGCUGGAGGCUCUGGAACCGAGAAGUAUGCAAAAUGCACCGCUUCUUGACAUGUCCAAGACACACGCUUACCUCCCGUGCCCCCCUCUCAGACCUUCUGCUGUUCGCCUGAAUCGCAAUCCAGGAGCGCCUCUACCCUCCGCCACACCCGCACCGCGACUGCGUCGAGAACGGCAGCCGCGCGUGGUGACAUCGCCGUACCCGCCCUCUCGUCCAGUCUGGACUCCGCAUCUUCGGACGAGGAAUUCGACCCGGACUCCACGUCAUCCACCAUCACCCCUCGCCUGCCCAAGGCCCGUCCAGAACUGAAGCGGAACGAGUCGACCGACAGCACCAGAAGUCGCGGCCGCGAGAAACAUAUCACACCCAUUGACCUGGAAAAGAUCGUCCUCGCCAUCAAGGAGACCAAACCGCUGGAGCCGAUCGAUUUCCGCGUCUGCACGCCCGCCUCUCGUCCCCAGGAUCCGCCGCCUUCCACCACAGCAUCGCAGGUCCUCUCCAAACUCGAUCUCGAGGAGCAGUCGCCCGACCAGUCCCAGAUCGCCACACCGCAUCCUUCGGCAUCGCAAGCGACAUUCUUGGAAUCCUCUGCCUCUACCGUGGGCACCAACGGAUCGCAUGAUUCCAAGACUUCUCAAACCGUCGGCUCCCAGGAAAGCUCAUCCACCGAAAUGAGCACCCACAGCAUUGUUCAUGGCUUCCACCCGUCCUCGUAUCGCUCGCAGACCAACUUGUCCGCGCAGCCGACGCCUAUUCUGAAGACCUCACCCACGUAUAGGCCAGCACCUCUCAAGAAGAAGGGUCCCAUGUUCACUAUCGGCACGUCGUCUGGCGAAGACGAGAGCUCGUUGGAAAGUCACAUGUACAAGAGCCAACUCUCCGAAUCUCUCAAACGAUCCGGAAUCCUCAAUAGCCCGGAGAAGGCGAAGAAGCAGACAUCCUUCAAGGACGAAGUCAACAACGUACGGAAAGCGUCUGAACACAGCCCCGUGUUCGAGUCGGACGACGAAGACGAGGAUGUCUCCGAAAGCGCAAUCGAGGACGACGACGAUUCUUCAGACUGGGAGGACUCUGACGAUCAGAGCGGCCCAUCGUCUGUGGUGGACCGCGAGCUCUUCCAACGCGUGGAUUCGAAGCCGAACCUGACCUCGAGGAGAUCGUUGCUCACGACCCUGAUGACGGAACCCGAGCGGGCGAGAGCGCUUCAAAAUGCGGCUUCGAGAUCAACACCUGCCAUUCGCCGUUCGAGAAACAGUACGCCAAACGGGCCAUCUGUCGCCACCUCACCGGAAUCAUCAUCUCCCAUACAACCGGCGGCUCGGGAGAUUCCUCGCUCGAAACCCAUCAUCAUGACCACAAGCAACACUCACCAACACAUUCCAUCUUCACCGCGGACGACUCGGCGAAACAUGCUCUCCACGGAGCUAACGGAAUCCCUUCGUAAAAACCUCCUCUGGGAGCGGCAACAACGGAGCAGCAACAACCUCGCUCAGCUGAAGCGACGACACACAUCGACCGAUGUCAAGAACCUGAAGCAGCAUGCGGAACCGGCUCCCGUCCUUUCCCAGAAGGACAACAAUACCAAAAAGUUCACCAACGAUUACUUCAAUGCGGGCCUCGGAGAGUACCACGCCCGAGGCUGGUAG
Messenger RNA from Lecanosticta acicola, 1859 nucleotides. The record is from the annotation of a GenBank genome assembly. Lineage: Eukaryota; Fungi; Ascomycota; Dothideomycetes; Mycosphaerellales; Mycosphaerellaceae.